UACGGGGAGGAGUCUUAAAACGCGACACAUUAUGACUUCCUGCUCCAACUAAUCAUUCCCACAAAAAAAAAAUCUUUCUAAAGAGCUAGUUGACAGCAAUUCCCAGGUUUCAGUAAUACAGAAGAGAGAAAAUGGAUUUCCUGCUGUUUUCCGCGACUACAUGGACUUUAGUGGCUCUUGCUGUCACUCUGUUAUUACUGUAUGGAAUCUGGCCAUACAGAUUUUUCAAAAAGGUUGGCAUAUCCGGACCGAGGCCCCUGCCUUUUAUUGGAACCCUGUACGGCGUCAGAAAGGGACUUCAGUUUAACCAUGAGAACAGGUCCAAGUAUGGGGAUGUCUGGGGUUUGUUUGAGGGGCGAACCCCACUGUUGAUGGUGGCUGACCCUGAGAUGAUAAAAGCCAUUUUGGUGAAGGAGUGCUACACUGCAUUUACAAACCGCAGGAUUUUCUUUGAAGACAGCGGACCUCUGUAUGACGCAAUCACAGCAGUGAAGGACGAAAGGUGGAAGCGAAUCCGCAGCACCAUAUCUCCAUGUUUCACCAGCGGAAGACUUAAGCAGGUUUUUCCCUUGGUUGCUCGCUAUGCAGAUCGACUCAUUGUGAAGCUCGGAAAAAUGAACCUGGAUGAGCCCGUUCUUGUCAAACAACUCGUUUCGCCAUACAGUUUGGACGUGGUGACCAGCGCCUCCUUCAGCGUGGAGACGGACUCCAUCAACAACCCCGACGACCCUGUUAAAGUUCACAUAGAGAAGAUUAUGAAAGUCAACUUCUUGCCGCUUUUGCUCUCUUCAAUCUUUCCUCUUGCUCGUUACCUGCUGAAGCUCUUCAAGAUUGAGAUGUUGCCCUCAUCCAGUUUGGACUUUUUUUGCAACAUUGUUAAGAAGUUUAAAGACCAACAUAAUGCAGAGGUAUCGACUCGUGGAGACUUCCUGCAGGUGAUGCUUCAGAGUGAGAUCCCAGAAAGCGACAUAAAGAGCGAACAUGAGCAACCAAGUAAAGGUCUGACUGAGCACGAGAUCCUUUCCCAGGCCACGAUUUUCAUCUUCGCUGGCUUCGAGACAACCAGCACAACCCUGUCGUUCAUCCUUUAUAACCUGGCCAUCUACCCUGAUAUCAUGCUGACGCUGCAGAAAGAAAUCGACGACCGCCUACAGAAUAACGCCUCCAUCUCCUACGAGGACCUUAAUAGUCUGGAGUACCUGGACCAGGUUUUGUGGGAAUCGCAGCGAAUAAUCCCCUCUGCACCUCGACUUGAGAGGAUAUGCAAAAAGACGAUAGAAAUUAAUGGCAUCACCAUCCCAGAGGGAACGUUAAUUGGGAUUCCAGUGAAUUUGUUGCACAUGGACCCACGGUACUGGAGCUCGCCCGAACUCUUCAAACCAGAGAGGUUCAGUAAGGAGAAUGAGAAGGAUCUGAACCCGUACGUGUACAUGCCGUUCGGACUCGGCCCUCGGAACUGUGUCGGGAUGCGAUACGCGAUCCUCGUCAUGAAGAUGGUCAUCGUGCGCAUCCUGCAGAAUUACUCUGUGGAAACGUGCAGCGACACCAUGGUCCCAAUCCAGUUUGACUGGAAGUUCCAACCAGUCAAGCCUGUGGUGCUGAAGUUUGUUCCCAGAGAACUGUAAUGGGAGAAUUAUACAUUUUUUAUUUUUUUGAUAAUCUGAAAGGAUGAUUGCUUCUGAAUGUUGAGUAAUUCCACCACUGCUGAGUGAUCAUGUAGCUUGGCUGUGCUUUCUAAAAUCGAUCUUUGUUGGCUGUAAUGUGCACCUGACUCACACAAAAUGUUGCAAUUAUUUCAGUUUUUGAGGUGAAGGCCACAUUGUGUGUGUACAGUGCCUUGCAAAAAAUGUUCACACUUCUAGCCUUUCUA
Molecule: messenger RNA, 1870 nt
Organism: Xiphophorus hellerii (green swordtail)
Lineage: Eukaryota; Metazoa; Chordata; Actinopteri; Cyprinodontiformes; Poeciliidae
Product: cytochrome P450 3A40-like
Exons: 13
Coding region: 132-1625 (497 amino acids)
Molecular function (GO): oxidoreductase activity, acting on paired donors, with incorporation or reduction of molecular oxygen; steroid hydroxylase activity; iron ion binding
Source: RefSeq, a predicted model, not a curated record